AUGGACUCACAGAACAAGCCAAAGAUUAAGAAGAACACUUUGAGGUUCAACUCUUCCUCGAAUGUAGAUAGUCAAGUACAAUAUGCUCAGAAAUAUCUUCUAUCUCAUAAAGAAGGGGAAGAUUCAUACCUCCUUCUUCAAGGGACUGGGGUGACUACCUCCAAAGUAGUCUCUGCAGUUGAAAGAAUCAAGGAGUUCUUCAGGAGCCACUACGACCUUGAGCUUUACCAGAUCAACAAGAUAGGCUCGAUAGUGUUCGAUGAAGACAACAGAUGUAUCAAGGAAGAUGAACUACCUAAGCCAGCCUCCUCAGUAGUAGACAAAGCUAUCAAUGCUGGGUUGAGAAGAGUCUCUUGUAUUGAAGUAAUCAUCUCAAUUAAUGAAAUCAAGAGCAAAGAUAUUGGCUUCCAGCAUGAAGCCAAACCUGCCAAGUCUCAGAAGAGCAGGAAGGUAUACCAAGGGUCUAGAAGAGGCUAUAAGAAGUACAGAAAUCCUCAGUACCACUCAAGAUGUUAUGGCAAGUACUACGACUCAGGAUAUUAUUACUAA
Molecule: messenger RNA, 549 nt
Organism: Moneuplotes crassus
Lineage: Eukaryota; Ciliophora; Spirotrichea; Euplotida; Euplotidae
Source: the annotation of a GenBank genome assembly